This is a messenger RNA of Linum tenue, 1429 nucleotides long. Lineage: Eukaryota; Viridiplantae; Streptophyta; Magnoliopsida; Malpighiales; Linaceae. The record is from the annotation of a GenBank genome assembly.
UCUUCUCAUGAAUCUCAUCUCAUCCCAUCCCAUCCAAUACACUCAUUACUCACUCAUUAGCCGCCUUUGCUUACCAUAUUCUUUUCCAACCAUCUAUAUAAGAGCAUCACGCCCUCAAGAACUCCAGUAUAGCAAUCAACCACUUCAGCUUUUUCCCGCUGAGAAGAAAAGAAAAGAAAAGAAACAAUCACGUGUAGCUUAGCAUGGCAAAGUUGGGCCGGAAUAUGGUACUGUUUUUCGUGGUCUGGGUUGCCGCGGUGGCGAGCGGAGGGGCUCGAGGGCAAGGGACGAGGGUGGGGUUCUACUCGAGGACGUGCCCGAGGGCGGAGGCGAUCGUGCGGUCGGUGGUUCAGUCGCAUUUCAGCUCCGACCCCAGCAUUGCGCCCGGGAUACUGCGGAUGCACUUCCACGACUGCUUCGUCCACGGCUGCGACGCCUCCAUCCUCCUGGACGGGCCCACCUCCGAGAAGACCGCGCCGCCCAACCGCCAGCUCCGAGGGUUCGACGUCGUGGAUGACGCCAAGGCACAGUUGGAGGUCGCUUGCCCCGGCGUCGUUUCCUGUGCCGACAUCCUCGCUCUUGCGGCCCGUGACUCCGUUGCCGUGCAGACGAAUGGGCCUUUUUGGAGUGUGCCGACCGGGAGAAGAGAUGGGAGGGUGUCGUUGGCAUCGGACGCCGCCAAUUUGCCGGCUUUCAACGAUUCGGUGGCCGUGCAAAUUCGCAAGUACGACGAGAAGGGUCUCAACGCUCAGGACCUCGUAGCUCUUUCUGGAGCCCACACGAUCGGGACGGCAGCGUGCCAGCUGUUCAGGUACAGGCUGUACGGCUUCCCGGGCGCGGCGAGCGGAGCGGAUCCGUCGCUGGACGCGGCGUUCGUGCCGCAGCUCCGGGCGCUGUGCCCGCAGAACGGGGACGGGGCGAGGCGGGUGGCGAUGGACACCGGCAGCCCCAACCGGUUCGACGCCAACUACUACGGCAACCUGAGGAGCGGGCGCGGUGUGCUGGAGUCCGACGCCGUGCUGUGGGCCGACGCAGGCACCAGAGGGCUGGUGCAGCGCUUCCUGGGGAUUCGGGGGCUGGCGGGGCUGACUUUCGGCGUGGAAUUCGGGAGGUCGAUGGUGAAGAUGGGCAAUGUUGAGGUCAAGAGCGGAGCUGCGGGAGAGAUUCGUACACUCUGCACCGCUGUCAACUGACCUCUAGCUAUAGUCCACGAAAUUAAAGUUUACGCGGAAAAGUCAAUUUUCUCUUACAUUUUCUCCUAAACGUUGACUAGGCAAAUAUUUAUUCGGGGAAGUGUGUGUAUAUUGUAAGAUUGUUCUUCUCGGGGAACAUUCGUGUAAUUUUAAACAUCUUACUUGGAUUCUGUAAUGAAAAUGUACGUAUUGCUAUGCAAUUGUGCACUCGAUUAAUUAAACGGGAUGGUAUAGUG